Molecule: messenger RNA, 1101 nt
Organism: Dissoconium aciculare CBS 342.82
Lineage: Eukaryota; Fungi; Ascomycota; Dothideomycetes; Mycosphaerellales; Dissoconiaceae
Exons: 1
Coding region: 253-1032 (259 amino acids)
Source: RefSeq, a predicted model, not a curated record
UAUAGAAUCUGCCUUUGAUGGAUGGAAAUACUGCUGUGUUACACAAUAUCUGCCCGCACUUGCCAACUGUACGUCACCAUGUUCAACUUAGAAAUCACGCUUCCCGUCACGGAUCCGAGCAAGCACGAAGUACAUCCAAUACCGACAACUUUGCUCCUCACAUUGCUCUCUUGUGGGGCUGAGGAAUUCAUCCCUUUCCUUUCAUCAUCGACCACACGAACAUGAGAUGUUGACCUUGAUGAUCUCGGCCCCAUGACUACGAAAAUGUCACCUGGCGACGAACACGCAAAAUCGGACCUCAAGCAGCACACCUUGAAGAACUCCUCGGGUACGUCUAGUAGUAAUCCCGAAACACCUGGCAAUGUACGCGACCGGCGGCAUGCGAUCGAGUACGUAAAGAAUCUUCAAGCGAUCAAGAAAGCGAAAGAUGCAGCGCAGAGUCUUCGCGAGAAAGCCUCUACAAUCACCAAUGCGGAGGAACGGAACCGAGUUCUGAGUGAUGCAUAUGCCAAAGAAAUGGAAGCCAACGGUCUGAGCAAGCUUGCACAACGAAUGCAAAGCGGUCCGUGGCAGGGCUUUGCCGGUGGUGCAGGUAUCGGCGGCGCAGUCAGUCUUGGCCUUGGUACGGUUGUAGGCACUCUUGUUGGCGGAGUUUUGUCCGUUCCAAUGGUGGGUCUGGGUGCGCUAGUUGGCACAGGCGUAGGCGCCGUACAUGGUCCAUUUAUCAAGAUUGGUGGCAAGGAAAAGAGUUGGGAUGAGGCAAAUGCAGAAGACGUUGUCGAUGCACUCGAACAAGAGCAGAAUGGGAAGACGACAGAUGGGGAAAAGGUAUUAUGUUCCGCUCAAGCUGGCUCUAACGAAGCGGAGAAGAGUUCUCAACCGGAAAGGAAGAGUUCACCGAGGCAUGAUAGCUCAUUGUCAACAGGAAAAAAAUCAGAGCAAGAGUCAAACAAUGGGCACAUUGUUGAUGCAUUUACGCAGACUGUGGAGCGAAAGCGACCCAGGAAACUCGAGAGACGCCCCCGCGCGUGACGUGAGAUACAGUCAUCCUCAAGACAGCUCGCGCGAACACAUUGCCUGAUCCAAUACUUCAGUAUCCUC